ACAGUUCGCAACUAAACCAAAUCAAACUCAAACCUCACAAGUUGUGCAUGUAUCAGGAGGCAUGAUGUCGUUGACUUUCCAGUUAGGUUAAUUAUGUCCGACAUUUGCUGUACAUGGCAGACUUUUUUGGCUUUCCUGUACUCCAGAGAGAAACAAGAGCGAGGGUGUAACCAGAUCAGUAUAUGUCCGAGGAAAAUCCAGAUGUAGUUGUGGGCCUUAAUAAACAGUCUUUCGCUUGCUCGCUCGCUCCACAGUCUCUGGUUCUCUCAAAAGCAGGAAACUGAAUUUUGAAUAAUUACCUGAAAUCACACAGAAUGAAUACCAAAAUAAUUAGCGAAGACGGCCAUGUUAGCUCCGAAAUUACUCAAGGAAUUGAAUAUCUGCUGGGAAUGUGACUUGUUGAGAUAAAGUUUUUCAGAGAGAAUAUACCAAAAUGGGGACCACAUACCGUAGUGGAGUUUUUAGGAAAUCAAACAGCGAUGGUGCUAGGAUUCUAAUCACGACAAUUAUAGGAGUCAUCUUUGGGUUUUUUAUUGGUGCUUCAAUUCCGUCUGUUUCUCUAACCAAGAUUAACCUACCUUCAAGCUUUAUAUCAACUCUUGAUGUAGCCAUCACUGACACGCAUAGAUCAACUAGAUCUCUUGAAAGUGGUGAAUCUGGCAAUUUUACCAAGAUAUAUGUUCCAACAAAUCCUCGUGGUGCAGAGUCCUUACCUCCAGGAAUUAUUGUGCCAGAAACUGAUCUUUAUUUACGAAGAUUAUGGGGUGAGCCCACUGAGGAUUUGAAGAAAAAGCCAAAAUACUUGGUUACAUUCACUGUUGGUCUUGACCAGAGAAAUAAUAUCGAUGCAGCAGUUAAAAAGUUUUCUGAGGAUUUUAUGAUCAUGCUUUUUCAUUAUGAUGGUCAGACGAGUGAAUGGGAUCAAUUUGAGUGGUCCAAGAGUGCAAUCCAUGUUAGCAUCAGGAGACAAACAAAAUGGUGGUAUGCAAAACGGUUUUUGCAUCCUGACGUUAUAUCAGCUUUUGAAUAUAUUUUUAUAUGGGAUGAAGAUCUUGGAGUACAACACUUCAAUGGAGAUAAUUACAUUGAGUUGGUUAAGAAACAUGGUUUGGAGAUUUCUCAACCUGGUCUUGAGCCCAAUAAUGGUCUAACAUGGGAAAUGACGAAGAGGAGAGGUGACAGAGAAGUUCACACAGUUACUGAUGAGAAGCCAGGCUGGUGCAGUGACCCACAUUUGCCUCCUUGUGCGGCAUUUGUAGAAAUUAUGGCCCCCGUCUUUUCACGGGAAGCUUGGCGUUGUGUGUGGCAUAUGAUUCAGAAUGAUUUGGUGCAUGGAUGGGGAUUGGAUUUUGCUCUUAGAAGAUGCAUAGAGCCUGCACACAAAAAAAUUGGGGUUGUUGAUUCACAAUGGAUUGUACAUCAAGUAAUACCUUCUCUUGGGAGCCAGGGCCAGUCCGAGAAUGGGAAAGCUCCACGGGAAGGGGUGAGAGCAAGGUGUAGAAAAGAGUGGGCUGAGUUUCGGUCUCGCCUCGCCAAUGCAGAGACAACAUACCUUGCUCAAAGCAAGAAAGAGUAAAUUUGACAUGUCACGACUUUGCCUGGGGUUUAUUUUAACGAGUUCAAUGCUUCAUGCCACGAUUUGUUUUAGGUGCUCUGGGUAGAAGGCUUGUUUUAUAUUUUGUUACAUUUUCUACUUCUCAUUGUCAGCCAUACUUGUGAAAGAGAAGAAAAACUUACCUUCCUGUCAGUGGAUUGACACGAGUUUAUUAGGCUACUCUUGGCUGUGGUUUUAUUCUUCCCCUGAUGGCUUUGCCUUCUUUCAGAUGUAAAUAUUAAUUUGUCGUAUGUUAGGGCAGUGGUGGUGGGUGCUGUUGUCUUCAAGACUGGGACUUCAUAAGCAUACCUUGAUUAAAUUUUCGUUUUGUAUCAAUUUGGGAUUAUUACGUCCGUUAUCAUUACUUUGUCAUGUAGAUGAGUUCAUGGCAUUUUGAAUAUCCCUAAUUAUCUCA
Carya illinoinensis is the source of this 2009-nucleotide messenger RNA. RefSeq lists its product as uncharacterized. The transcript has 16 exons. The record is from RefSeq and is a predicted model, not a curated record. The coding region runs from base 434 to 1576 and encodes 380 amino acids. Lineage: Eukaryota; Viridiplantae; Streptophyta; Magnoliopsida; Fagales; Juglandaceae.